Messenger RNA from Staurois parvus, 315 nucleotides. The record is from the annotation of a GenBank genome assembly. NCBI's taxonomy places the organism in Eukaryota, Metazoa, Chordata, Amphibia, Anura, Ranidae.
AUGGAGAGAAAAUAUAUCACACACCAGAAGGCUUGCAAGGGAGAGAAGCCAUAUCAUUGUUCUGAAUGUGGCAAAACUGUUACAAGCAAGAGAGAGUUUAUAAUACACCAAAGAGUUCACACUGGAGAGAAGCCAUAUCAGUGUUCUGAAUGUGAUAAAGCUUUUACAGAAGGAAGUCACAUCUUAUCACACACCAGAGUUCACACUGGAGAGAAGCCAUAUCAGUGUUCUGAAUGUGAUAAAGCUUUUACAGAAGUCAGAUCUUAUCACACACCAGAGGAUUCACACUGGAGAGAAGCCAUAUCAGUGUUCUGA